AUGUCCUUCUACCACUACAAAGAUUACAUAGAAGAGGGCGAUAUGGUCUUGGCCUUCAUCAGCAGAGGCCUCCUCAAACCGUUGACCGUGACCAAGGGCGAGUUUCUCAACACGCGGUUCGGCAGCUUCGAUCACGACCGCAUGAUCGGCAUGAAAUACGGCUCGCAGAUGGGAGGCAUCAAGGACAAGGGCUUCGUCCAUCUCCUCCAUCCAACGCCCGAACUUUGGACCGUGUCGCUUCCCCACCGAACCCAGAUUGUGUAUACGCCGGACUCCUCGUACAUCGUGCAGCGCCUUGGCAUUUCCAGCGGCUCGCGGGUCAUCGAGGCCGGCACGGGAAGUGCGUCCUUCACCCAUGCGUUUGCCAGAACAGUGAGCCACGAGGGCAAGGUGUUCACAUACGAGUUCCACGAGCCGCGCUACUUGGAGGCCAAGAGGGAGUUGGGCCAGCACGGGCUCUUGCAGGAGAACUGCGUCAUCACGCAUAGAGACGUGUGCAACGACGGCUUUGACAUUGCCGGCUUGCCGGAUACAGAUCUCGUGGAAGGCCGGCUCAGUUGCGACGCCGUGUUCCUUGACUUGCCCUCGCCAUGGACCGCGAUCCCCAACUUGAAAUCCGUCAUUGCGGCCGACAGGCGCGUGGGCAUCUGCUGCUUCAGCCCGUGCAUCGAGCAGGUCGACAAGACCAUCGAGGCUCUUGAGAAAAACGACUGGACCGACAUCGAAAUGGUGGAGAUUGCCGGCCGCCGCUGGGAGGCCCGCAAGGAGAUGGAGCGGCACGUGCAGGACGUCAUCAAGCGCUUGAAGCACAUCCAGGGCAGAAAGUCCCAGGGGAUCGAGAGCAGACGGCUGGUGAGGGUGGAGCUGGCAAGCACGGCUGGCGAAAAGCGCCCGUUGAGUGAGGUGGAGCAAGACUCCGCGCUGCCGGAGCCGCACGGCUCCACGGGGCCCAGCUUCAAUCCCUUUGGCAAGGGGCUCCGCAUCCGCGAGGGCGACGAGCAGUUCAACUGGAAGCAGGUGACGAAGAUCGAGUCCGAGGUCAAGACGCACACGUCGUACUUGACGUUCGCGUACCAUGUGCCCAGCAAACAGGACGGGGUGCCCGGGCAAUAG
Messenger RNA from Metschnikowia bicuspidata var. bicuspidata NRRL YB-4993, 1113 nucleotides. Its product is annotated as tRNA 1-methyladenosine methyltransferase subunit. NCBI's taxonomy places the organism in Eukaryota, Fungi, Ascomycota, Pichiomycetes, Serinales, Metschnikowiaceae. Gene Ontology annotation, biological process: tRNA methylation. The record is from RefSeq and is a predicted model, not a curated record. Gene Ontology annotation, cellular component: tRNA (m1A) methyltransferase complex; nucleus. Bases 1 to 1113 code for a protein of 370 amino acids. The transcript has a single exon.